UUUGGCGCCAAAGAGCGGAGGCGGAGGCGGAGGCGAGAGCCUGGCGCUGUAGGACUUAGAACGAUCUAAGGAGUGAGGCGGCCGAGAGCGCAGAUACCGUUUUGGCGUGAGAGCUGGCAGUUGGCAAGGCGGGAGAAGUGGAAAGCGUCCGCCAUGUUCUGCGAGAAAGCCAUGGAACUGAUCCGCGAGCUGCACCGCGCGCCGGAAGGGCAGCUGCCUGCCUUCAACGAGGAUGGACUCAGACAAGUUCUGGAGGAGAUGAAAGCUUUGUAUGAACAAAACCAGUCUGAUGUGAAUGAAGCGAAGUCAGGUGGACGAAGUGAUUUGAUACCAACUAUCAAAUUUCGACACUGUUCUCUGUUAAGAAAUCGACGCUGCACUGUAGCAUACCUGUAUGAUCGCUUGCUUCGGAUCAGAGCACUCAGAUGGGAAUAUGGUAGCAUCUUGCCAAAUGCAUUACGAUUUCACAUGUCUGCUGAAGAAAUGGAGUGGUUUAAUAAUUAUAAAAGAUCUCUUGCUACUUAUAUGAGGUCACUGGGAGGAGACGAAGGUUUGGACAUUACACAGGAUGUGAAACCACCAAAAAGCCUAUAUAUUGAAGUCCGAUGUCUAAAAGACUAUGGAGAAUUUGAAGUUGAUGAUGGCACUUCAGUCCUUUUAAAAAAAAAUAGCCAGCACUUUUUACCUCGUUGGAAGUGUGAGCAGCUGAUCAGACAAGGAGUACUGGAGCACAUCUUGUCGUGACCAUGCACUGAGGCCCUCCCACCCAGGCUUCACCCAACUCGUGGAUGCCUCUGUACUCACUCUCUCCACCCUCCCUUCACCUCCCUCUUUGAUUUUACAAGCUAUAGACAUUGUUGAAGGUAACUAAGAAUACUUGGCUAAGAAGUAUAAUUUGCUAUUAAAGACUUUCUUCUUUUUUUAAUGUUGUACGCUAUUCUUCCUACUCCUUUUUGGUUUUGGUUUUGCUUUGUUUUGUAGAAACAGUUUCUCACUAUGUUGCCCAAGCUGGUCUCAAACUGCUGGCCUCAAGCAGUCCUCCCACCUUGGCCUCUCAAAGUGUUGAGAUCACAGGUGUGAGCCACUGCUCCUGGCCCCUACUCCUUUUUCUAAUAAGCUGUAUCUAUAAUCACAGCAUUCCUACACAGUUUUGUUACAGUGUGUUUUUUAAAUGAAAGUAAACAUGGUUACAUUUGAAUCUCUUAAAUAAUCAGUCACUUGGCUGGAUAGGAAGAAGGUAGAUCCUGUGUGUCUUGUUUUCUCGUCAUGUGUAUUGUACAAGCUAGAGAGCUGAAUUUCUGAGAUACACAUUUUCAUAUCACAUGAGCAAGUGAAGAUGAUGGUCUGUAGAAAUUUUCGGUAUAUGUAAUGUUUAAUGACAUACUAAUUUAUCACCUGGAUAUUUGGAAAGAAGGACACACAUGGAUUUUGCACAUUUCCACCAUGGUGGCUGGUGUGGCUUGUGGCUGUGGGAUGAUCACCAGUAUCACCACUUUGGAAAGGGACAGUGAAAUUGGGGCUAGAGAAGGAACUUUGUACAGUUUUCCCUGAGAUUCAGAUUGACUGAAAAGUCACAUGAGGAGUUGAUUGGCUUUUUCAAUGGUUUUUUUUUUUUUUCUGAGAUGGAGUCUUGCUCUGUCGUCCAGGCUAGAGUGCAGUGGUGCGAUCUCAGCUCACUGCAAGCUCCGCCUCCUGGGUUCACGCCAUUCUCCUGC
This is a messenger RNA of Rhinopithecus roxellana (golden snub-nosed monkey), 1715 nucleotides long. RefSeq names its product GINS complex subunit 1 (gene GINS1). The transcript is spliced from 7 exons. Gene Ontology annotation, biological process: DNA replication; DNA strand elongation involved in mitotic DNA replication. Gene Ontology annotation, cellular component: GINS complex. The record is from RefSeq and is a predicted model, not a curated record. Lineage: Eukaryota; Metazoa; Chordata; Mammalia; Primates; Cercopithecidae. The coding region runs from base 154 to 744 and encodes 196 amino acids.